Molecule: messenger RNA, 1350 nt
Organism: Lachancea nothofagi CBS 11611
Lineage: Eukaryota; Fungi; Ascomycota; Saccharomycetes; Saccharomycetales; Saccharomycetaceae
Source: the annotation of a GenBank genome assembly
AUGAGAGAAAUUAUCCACAUUUCGACAGGCCAGUGCGGUAAUCAGAUCGGUGCGGCAUUCUGGGAGACGAUUUGCGGCGAGCACGGGCUGGACUUCAACGGAAACUAUCAUGGCCACGACGACAUCCAGAAGGCGCGUUUGAAUGUGUAUUUCAACGAAGCGUCGUCCGGCAAAUGGGUGCCUCGUUCCGUGAACGUCGAUCUCGAGCCCGGUACCAUUGAUGCCGUCCGAAACUCGCGAAUUGGUAACCUUUUCAGACCUGACAACCAUAUAUUCGGCCAAUCGUCCGCUGGUAAUGUGUGGGCCAAGGGUCAUUACACCGAAGGUGCAGAGCUUGUAGACUCCGUUAUGGACGUGGUCCGUCGCGAAGCCGAAGGCUGUGACUCGAUCCAGGGGUUCCAGAUCACACACUCGCUGGGUGGUGGUACCGGCUCCGGUAUGGGUACUUUGUUGAUCUCCAAGAUUCGUGAAGAGUUUCCCGAUCGCAUGAUGGCUACUUUUUCCGUUGUACCCUCCCCUAAGACUUCCGACACCGUUGUGGAGCCUUACAAUGCCACUUUAUCAGUGCACCAGCUUGUGGAACAUUCCGAUGAAACUUUCUGUAUCGAUAACGAAGCCCUCUACGACAUUUGUCAAAGAACUUUGAAACUCAGUCAACCUUCUUACAGCGAUUUAAACCACCUGGUAUCGUCUGUGAUGUCGGGUGUUACCACUUCGCUACGUUACCCAGGUCAGUUGAACUCAGACUUGAGAAAAUUAGCCGUCAACUUGGUUCCAUUCCCACGUUUGCAUUUCUUCAUGGUCGGUUACGCACCUUUAACCUCUAUUGGGUCACAAUCCUUUAGAUCAUUGACUGUUCCAGAGCUUACACAACAAAUGUUCGACGCCAAGAAUAUGAUGGCUGCUUCAGACCCUAGAAACGGUAGAUACUUGACCGUUGCGGCUUUCUUCAGAGGUAAGGUAUCCGUCAAAGAAGUCGAAGACGAAAUGCACAAGGUUCAAACCCGUAACUCCUCGUACUUUGUGGAAUGGAUUCCAAAUAAUGUGCAAACUGCAGUCUGUUCAGUAGCACCCCAGGGUCUAGACAUGGCUGCCACUUUUAUCGGAAAUUCGACAUCUAUUCAAGAACUGUUCAAGAGAGUCGGUGAUCAAUUCGCUGCCAUGUUCAGAAGAAAAGCCUUUUUGCAUUGGUACACUAGCGAAGGUAUGGAAGAAAUUGAAUUCUCUGAAGCCGAAUCUAACAUGAACGAUUUGGUCAGCGAAUACCAACAGUACCAGGAAGCUACUGUUGAGGAUGACGAAGAGCUUGAAUACGCCGACGAGCAACCUUUACCGGAAAACUUUGAGUGA